Messenger RNA from Physella acuta, 4679 nucleotides. RefSeq lists its product as uncharacterized. The record is from RefSeq and is a predicted model, not a curated record. Gene Ontology annotation, cellular component: IRE1-TRAF2-ASK1 complex. Gene Ontology annotation, molecular function: protein serine/threonine kinase activity; RNA endonuclease activity; ATP binding. Lineage: Eukaryota; Metazoa; Mollusca; Gastropoda; Physidae. Gene Ontology annotation, biological process: IRE1-mediated unfolded protein response; mRNA processing; intrinsic apoptotic signaling pathway in response to endoplasmic reticulum stress.
UCACAAGUUCUUCGGGAGAAGGAGUGCACAAGGAAGGCGUUUCCUUUAGAGGCGUGUGUCCCGGAUGUUAAGGUGCCCGGGGCGGAUCCAAAAUGGCACCAGGAUGUUUCCACUCAAGAAGAAUUCCCGCCUAUUUCUACAGGAUACGAGGACAGGGUCAACGCUGAUCCCAACGACGGUUGGGUCAAAGUGGAAAAUAGAAAAGUGGGAUCCCGGAGCGCGAAUAAACCCGUCACCACCGGGAAUUUAAGCGCCACCAAAGUGCAGGACUUCCCGCGCCCCGGGCCCAUGCGUUGGGCAGACGUGGCCAAAAUCGGAUGUUCCAGAGACAGUGGUGCCAGAAAUUUUACCGUGUUGGUCGGCGACGUCAACCGGACGGCCAGCUCGGAUUUCUACAAACUGACCAGUGGUCCGCGCGGCACGGAGAACCCGACCCCACACGCCGCGCACGGCGAGGGGGUCAAGGUCCGAGCAGACGACGACAGCGAGGACUGGCAGCAGGUUGCCAGGAACGCUUUCGUUGACAACAUGUCCGUCAAAGGUUCUCAAAAAGAUCGUUCUCCGUGUACCCCGGUGUCAUCCGACUGCGAUACUGACGAACUAUCGUCGACGGGGUCAUCUGAAUGUCCUUCAGCUGCAUCCAACGGACUACUGACCAGUAAAGAUCCACUCUCCAUCGUUGACGAUUUUACCCUCGCUGACCCAACUCAUAUGUCCAUGCACAAAAUGUUCCCCAGUUCAUUUUCUCAUUUUUUCGACGAAUCCAAAGACAAGAACCUUUUCUCCAUGGACGAUCUCGGUGAACCCAAGCGCUCCUCCCACGACAUCAUGAACAAACUGGCCGCCAUCAAAGACAUCAAUCACCAUAGCAACGACGGUAAACACACCUCUUCCUGGAGCUGGCUCAAGGACAAGCCCUUGGCGGAGUACCCCACCUCCUGGGACAUCACCCCGAGGUCAAGGCCACUCCUGCAGACGACCUCCGGCAAAGUUCAGGUUCAGUCGGAAGGGGAGGACAUGGAGGAGGGUAACGACGCCCAACUCGACGACCACCCCCGCGUGAAACUCUCCAGCAAAACCGACUUCUUCGACGACUUCCUACCCGAUCUUGAUAACGCGAGGUUUUCAUCCAUGACCGACGAUUCAUUUUUUCAUCGAUUCGACAAAACCAAGGCGGGGAAAUCCACGCCUGUAUUCGGGAUGCUCUCGAAGAAAGAUCUCUACGACCAGGACCUGUUCGAACUGUCCCUGCUGGCAGGAGACAAAGAGGCGUGGGCGGGGGACCCACACGAAUGGGGGAAGAAAGAAUUCCGGAUGAAACCCGAAUCUCGGGGGUUUGAGAACUCGUGGUUCGACAGGAGAUCUGACGAGGGCGCUACAAAACUCGGCCACUCGGACAACCCGGGUUGCUACAUGCCCAGUUUCGCCAGCAUGGCUGGGGUUUUAGACAACAACCCCAUCGUGACGUCAGUGGUCGAGUCGGUCCUGACCGCCCCCACCGUGACGUCACUUCCGGGUCUGGGUUUACCCGACAAGCAGCAGCCGACCUACAGCAACAAGGCGUCCGUUGUGCCGUCGCCCCCGCCGGGGUUCAAUUUCCAAAAACCCAACCCCAUGAGGGCGCUGGCGUUCGACCCCACCCUGGUUCUAUACAACUCCCAAACCCUUUUAUCCGGCAAAACGUCCAACACCCAAGACGCGAAAAAUUUAUCCAGUGACGCUCAGAUGGAUUUCGAAACCAAUCGAUCCACGGAUAAACUCAUCUUCGGCGCCACCAAACCCCGGACCCCGAUGGUGGGGGUCGUGGGACCUUUCUCCAACACCAGCACCGACUUGUCUAACUCUGACCAGUUUCACACCCAGCGUUUCCAGAACUCCACCCUACCUGUGUUCAGCCAUGCGGGUGACUUCAGCACCGGCAUGCCCAGCUUGCCCGUGCGCCCCACUAGUACUCACACGGUCUUUGGGGUACCUGUCAGCUCUACGCCAAUCUUCUCAGGAAGCAAUGCAGGCUCCAACUGUUGGCAGGACCGGACGUCGAAUGUUUGCACGGUGACGGCCUCAAACAUGACGUCAUCAAGCAGCCUCUGCGCCACCCUCGGGGACCUGACGGCCCGCCUCCAGCCCCGGGUAUCCUACCGGAUCUCCGACCAACAGCUGACCCUGUCCAAACGUCCCCAGGACAUCUCCUUCCGGACCUUCCAAGACGCCGUGGAGAGUUACCAGCGCCGUCAGAACGAGCAGUUCUUCCUGCACCAGCAGCACCAACAGCAGUUGAUGCUGGACAGGCAGCAGCAGACGGCCCAGCAGCUGUUGAAGCAGUACAAGACGGCAGCGGCCAGCUGGCAGAAGCCGCACCUCAACCUGCUGCAGCAGCGACAGCACCAGCUGCGGCAGUUCCAGCCCCGCCAGCUCAGCCCGCCCGUGCUGUUCCCGGGGAGCCUGAGGGACGAGCCCGAGCCCCGGGACGGCCUGACCCUCCCAGCCUUCCAGGACAACACCCCCACGGACCUGCUGUCUGAUCUGUUUGCUGACCCACUUCUCGUAGAAAAAAUCGCCAUCAACCAGAUCCGCCAACAGUUCUGGAGCGCCCAGGUCAACAACCUCGCUAAAGACUCCAUCAGCCCGUUCAGGGACUCUGUCUACAGCAACGACCUUGAGUACUACGCCUCGCUGUACAGGGUCAAGAUCAGGGAUGUCCUAGUAGGACCUAUCCAGACAGAGUCCUCUAGUCAAGCGGAGCAGACGCCAAGAGUCGAGACAGAUCGCCUGACUCUGACGCGGGCCUCGCGAGCUCAAGAUGGACGCCCUGGGUCACCAGAGAGGGAGAUGGUGACCACCGAGAGAUGCAGCAGACGGUGGCGUGACGCCAUCAACCGUAUCCUGGACACGCCCUGGACGACCAGACGACAGUACGGGGACAUCGUGCUGCCCAGCUCUUUGAGCGAGUACAACAUCAGUCACGUUGAGUACCCCCUGGUGCUGGGCCUGACGACGGACGGUAACGAGGUGGUUGUCCUGAUCUUAGACAAGUCCCAGGCCUACAUUGACCCUUGUCUGCUGGACGUUAUGUGUGACCCGGAGUUUGACCAUCAUUUUAUACUCAAGUGUAAGGCCAUCAGCGAGACCCACAGCAGCAUGUACGUGGCGCUGGAACUCUGCGACUACACGCUGGCCGAGUACGUCCAUAUCGUCCAGCUGUCCCACCGCCAGGACCCGCUGUCCGCCAACAGACUGGCGUGGCAGCUGCUCGAGGGCCUCAAGUUCGUGCACCACCAUCUGGGCAUGCCGCACGGGAACCUCAAGCCAUCCUGGAUAUUUGUUGACGUGGAGGGUCGACUACGUCUUGGUGGGUACGGCAUCGUGACCAGAACCCCAGAGCCGACUACAGCGGACAGAAAUGAAAUGGUCAGGUCAGCUUGCUGGACGUCAUCAGAGGAUUUAAACACGUCCCAGCCCCAGUCGUCCAAAGCCUCGGACAUACAGGUUGCCGGCAUGCUGCUGUAUUUCAUCUUGACGGGGGGCCAGCACCCCUUUGGCACGACGCCCCUGGAGGCCGAGCUAAAUAUAGCCCGCAGCAGCAGCCAGAUGCAGCACAUCAGUGAGGAGGCCAAUGACCUCGUGUCGGGGAUGUUGUUCCCCGACCCUGCGGCACGGCCCACGGUGGAGCAUUGCCUCAAACAUCCAUUCUUCUGGUCCAGCGAAAAGAAGUUCCGUCUGAUUUUGAUCGUGGGAUCUGACGUUCUGACGGAAAUGAAGACGGGAAUCGCACUUACCGGAAACGGGUCGCCCACCAUGAUGGAGAUACUGAGCGUCCUUGACAUUACAGAGGUCAGCCCAAAUUGGGUCCAGGCUAUCAACCCCACUGUGAUGAAAGAGAUGAGGUCCUUCCGUGUGUACAAGAACUGCCUGUCGGAGCUCACAUUGUUUAUAUACAACUGCUGUCUGCACUUUGAUAAAAUGUCAGCUCUAGCUAAAGAAGUUCUGGACGAUCCUUGCAAAUAUUUCCAGGGUUUGUUCCCCUCACUGUUCAUGGCCAUCUAUCGGUCUCUGAAAGCCUCGGACAGGAUUGAUAGGACCUGCUAUAAGCCGUUCUUUUAAUUUAAAGGGAGUGGCCAGAUACCAUUUAGUUGAUAGAAAAAACUUGCCAAAAACAUAAAAAAUAUUUUGUGUGAAAUAUCUGUUACAUAUCGCGAGACGUGUUUUAAAUAGAUAGGACUUGGUACGAUACAUUUCCGCAAACUUUUAUGACCUAGUAUCACUGUAAAAAAUAUUUUGACCUCUAUGUGAGCUUUCUAAAAGUAAUUUAAACAAAUUUAUCCAGUAUUAGUGAAAUAGUUUUACAUUAUUUUGAAAUAAACUGGUUGAGGUCAUUAUGAAAAACACGACAAAUGGAUUGCGAAAAAAGACAAAUCACCAUUUCAAUUCCUAAAUCAGAUUUUUUAAAAAUGUUGUGUAAAGUAGUUUAACAUUUUACUUAGUUUUAGAAUAAAAGAAUCUCUUUUAAUCAUUUAUUGAGACCUUUUUAAACUUUAAAAUUGUAUUUUUGUACAAUUUACCGUUUAAGGAAACAUUUUAAUUUGCGUAUUUUUAUUUUAGUUGUGCUUUUAAGUAAAGAAUUACUUUACGUAGGUAUAGUUUUACAUUCGUUAUACAAUUUACUAAGCAUUCACAGAAAA